AUGUCACGCUUCUUCAAGCCGCUGAAUAGGCGUACGUGUAGGCUCCUCGCGGCGGCGGCAGGCCUGUGUGCGUUGAGCGGCUGCUUUGAUGCAGAGAUGCGGCGGCAGCGUCGGGAACGGCGAGAACCCGCCGUGCCACUGUUUGACAACAGCGCCGUGGCGCGAGUGGAGGAGCACGCCCGCUACCCCUGCCAGGCCUUCCCUGGCUACGCUGUGGUGGUGUCGAACUACUACGCCCGCGCUUCUGCGGCUGAUGCGCCUACCCGUGGCAGCAGCGGCGGGGCAACGUCGUUCACACGGCUGCGUGACUUGUUUUCAAACGAAACGCACACUGUCGUAGAUCGCGGGGAUCCUUUGGAGGAUGAAAACCAGUUGCAUGCGGUGCGCGAGAUGGUUGGGGAUGCGUGGGGGCCGCCGCCGCUGCCACCGGCCUCCGAUUCCUCCACCCCCGCAAAGAUGACUUCGCUUCUGGCCUCGUCGACGUGGCCGCCAGGUACGGCGAAGUAUGCGGCCAUGACUAUUGAGCCAACGUCUGCUGUGCUCUCACUUGCAAGUGAGCCUGUUGGCGCGCUGCGCCGCUUGGCGGAUAGGGCAACGCACCAGUCGCUUAUUCGCUGCGACCCCUUUGCGUCACCCGCCAUCAACUGUGCUGGAGAUGCGAGCUAUUUGGGGGCGCCGUACCUUCGCACCAUGCUGAGCGCUUUUCUUCUCUUGCCUUUGCCGCUGCCACGAUUGCGAGUGGCAGUGCUUGGCGUCGGCGGUGGCUCUCUUCCGUCUUUUUUGCAGCGCUACUUUUCACGGGACAUGAUGCGGCUUGACCUGGUCGACGCAGAGCCGCAGUGUUUCCGGGCGGCGGUGGAGGACCUCGGCCUGCGUGAGACAAUGCGAGGGGGGGUGAUGUCGUGCCACGUAUCCGACGCUGCCGCAUUCCUGAAGGAUGCCGUCGUGGGGCCAAGUGGGGCCGCUGCCCCCGUCUUUCUCUCCGGCGCGUCCCCGCUGCCCGCAAGCGAAGUCGCUGCGCGCGUCGAGGGUCGACAACACGCUCGGCGUUAUGAUCUUCUUUUUGUGGAUAUUUUUGUGGGCAGCGAACCCCCCGCGUUCCUUUUCUCGCCGUCGUUCCUGCAGCUGUGUCAUGAGGUGUUGUCAUCUGUGGGUGUGGCGGCGUUUAACCUGCCGGCACCAGAUCCCGAGUUUACAGACACAUGCCGCCGGGUGUUUGGCCGUGGCAAUGUUUUUCAGAUCCCCGUUCCUGCCUCCGCCAACGUGGUGGUGCUUGCAAGACGCGCUGUAGGGGGCGAUAUGGGCAGCGGUUUGCCCAUCUCACAUCGUUAUUUCUAUAGACGGGCAAAAGCACUGCAAAAGUCACACGCGUUGCCGUAUGACAUUGCAGGCCACUACCCGUUCUGGUGGAGCUUCUGGUAA
This is a messenger RNA of Trypanosoma rangeli, 1422 nucleotides long. RefSeq lists its product as uncharacterized. Lineage: Eukaryota; Euglenozoa; Kinetoplastea; Trypanosomatida; Trypanosomatidae. The record is from RefSeq and is a predicted model, not a curated record. The coding region runs from base 1 to 1422 and encodes 473 amino acids. The transcript has a single exon.